ACAGGACGUUAUUAGUUAAGAAGAAAUGAAAAAAUUUGGUGUUUAUAGAUUGUACGAACAUAAUGGCUGAGAUUAAAUCUAUGGAGCAUUCAACGCUCAAAGUUCCUUAUGAAGUUUUAAACAAAAAAUUUCGAGUCGCGCAGAAAAAUCUUGAUCGUGAAUUGGACCAAAUACAGCAUUCUUCGAGGGAUGUUGAAAACCUUAUAACAAGAACUAAAAUCUUACCAACAGUGGAUGAAGUCGGUGCAUUGGUAGGAAAUGUGGUCGAGCGCAUGCAGAUAUUAAAAAGGAAAGCCGGGGAAAGUUUACUGGACGAAUUAAAUGCGGGAUUAGUAUGCAAACGUAAAAUACAACAUUUGAGGGUGCUAGUUCCGCCCGAUUCUAAUGUGUGUUACGACGCUUGGCAAGCCUCAAUAGACCAGUGGAAAAGGAUUCGAAUGGACCGCAUUGUAAUCGAAUAUCUACUCAGAAGAGGAUAUUAUGAAACGGCGGAGUGCCUUGCAAGGAAGUCUGAUAUUCGAAGUUUAACUAAUCUUGAAAUUUUCCACACAUCCAGAGAAGUAGAGGAGGAUCUCUUUAAACAUAAAACUUUAAAAUGUGUUUUGUGGUGCAAUGACAAUAAAUCUAAACUUCGGAAAAUAAAUUCUAAUAUGGAGUUCAGUUUACGCGUUCAAGAAUUUAUUGAACUUGUUCGGAGUGAUAACCGAGUUGAAGCAGUUAAAUAUGCAAGGAAAUAUUUUCAAAGUUUUGAAAAAACACAACUAAGGGAAAUAUGCAAGUGCAUGGCUUUAUUGGCGUAUCAACCAAAUACAGAUACCGAGCCAUACAAAACCUUAUUUAGUGAAGCACGUUGGAACGAUCUGGUUUUAAGUUUUCGAAAUGAAAACUAUCGUUUAUUUCAACUAUCAACUCAGUCUUUACUCAGUGUUGCAAUACAAGCUGGAUUAUCAUCAUUAAAAACACCACAAUGUUAUUCUCCAAACUGCAAAAAUCCUCAUUGCCCUGUUUGUCAAGAAGAUUUCAAUAAAAUCGCUAGGAAUUUGCCAUAUUCACAUUGUGUUCAGAGUCGCCUAAUUUGCAGAGUCACUGGACUACCUUUGAAUGAACAUAACUUACCAAUGAUGCUGCCGAACGGCCAAAUAUUUGGGCAGUUGGCUUUACCCGAAAUAACUAGAGAGGACGGUGCUGUGGUUUGUCCUAUUACAAAUACAAAAUUCUCAAGCCCAAAAGUUGAAAAGGUUUUUGUAAUGUAAAAAAUUAAAAUCUUGAUAUAUAUAUAGCAUAUAAUGUAAUUAAUAAUAAAAGUAUAUUCUGCGUAAAAAUAUGCCGCGUAAGGGAAGCAUUCA
This is a messenger RNA of Bactrocera tryoni, 1346 nucleotides long. It is a transcript of the gene Kaz, whose product is annotated as E3 ubiquitin-protein transferase MAEA. The coding region runs from base 63 to 1253 and encodes 396 amino acids. Gene Ontology annotation, cellular component: nucleus; GID complex; cytoplasm. The transcript is spliced from 7 exons. NCBI's taxonomy places the organism in Eukaryota, Metazoa, Arthropoda, Insecta, Diptera, Tephritidae. The record is from RefSeq and is a predicted model, not a curated record. Gene Ontology annotation, biological process: proteasome-mediated ubiquitin-dependent protein catabolic process. Gene Ontology annotation, molecular function: protein binding; ubiquitin protein ligase activity.